Molecule: messenger RNA, 2427 nt
Organism: Durusdinium trenchii
Lineage: Eukaryota; Dinophyceae; Suessiales; Symbiodiniaceae
Source: the annotation of a GenBank genome assembly
AUGGAAGCAGUAGGGUCACCAGAGCAGCCACCUGAAUAUAUUUCUCCCGCAGCAGCCAAAGCCCGACUUCGCCGCGUGUGCGAGCCCAACUCGAAGGGGGAGUACAAGGUCCCAAAAGACAUCGUGGAUCAGUUCAAGGAUAAGGAGAGCCGGUCCAACCUGGAGAAAAUGUUCGAGAAGUGCGGCAACAAUCCGGAAAGGUUCAUUGCCAAAGUCAAGCGCAUCUACCAAAACAUCGAUGAGUUCACUUGUGAAGCAAACUAUGAAUAUAUGUCCGAGCAAGAUAUGAUUGAUGCCAAGUGGUCUGAGCGCAAACGGCAAGGUGUAAAAAAGCACUGCGAAGGAAAGCCUGGCUUUACGAGGAGAACACAACGCAGCAUCUAUGAGAAAGCCUUUGAGGAGGAAGCCUCUGACACUGAAGUCCCUCGUGUCGGUGGUCGGGUCGGUGCGAUUGACCAAGACUGCACGAUGACCAACAUCGAUGCAGGAGGUGAGUGCGAUGAGGACAGGCCCGGCUGCGAUGAGGACCUCGAUUCUUCCGGUGGAGAGGAUGAACAGCAGCAGAAGAUUCUCAAGCAGGUGAACUUUCCACCUGAGAUCGAGCGGGCAGACCUUCAGCCGUCUUCACUAGUGACCAAGGUCAGCAAAGCUAUCCAGAAAAGGGUUGCACGGUUGGCUUUCCAUAAGGAGCGUCUCUCCAAAGUGGAAAGCAGCGCCAACGACGAAAGAGAUUUGUAUGGAAAGUUUUUUCGUUGGGGCAUGUCUAUGCCUGUAGAAAUUGAGCUUGUGGAGCACAUGGAUGGAAACAAUGUAUUGCCAACUCACUGGGUGAGGCCGUCUUCCUGGGUUCGGGAGCUCAUGAGGCUGCACCCCGAGACUCUAACUGGGGGCUGUCGACGCCCAAGGGACAUCAGUUUGCAACUCAAAUCGUUUUGGGCUAUGUAUCGAUCCUUUCAUCCGGAACACGAGCUGUUUUCCUCGCCCAACGUUGGACGCCUUGACAAAGUGCUGCCCCUGUGUCUUUUUGGGGACGAGGGUCGGGGGCCCAAGCGUGGUGAAUUCCUUAUUUGGUCCAUUGAAAGCCCCUUUGGUGUGAAAGAAGCGCCGUCAACGACUGUUUGCACUUGCAAAGAUGAGUUGAGGGAGUGUGGAGACUUCAUUGGGGGUCCAGAUCAUGUCCCCACUACUACUGCCACACCUGAAGAGUUCCACCGAGCCUGCAUGCAAGCCACGAACAACAAAGGUCAUUCCUUUUUGACACGGCAUGUUUUGUUCGGCUUACCUUCUGCAAAGUACAAGGAGGUGCCAGCUGUGGAGCAAAAACAUAUACAGCUUGUGGUGGAUGAUCUUGUUGAUCUCUUCAAUACAGGUGUCAACGUUGGUGGCGUGCAGUGGUAUGCUUGUGUGAUUGGAAACAAAGGCGACUUCAAACACCAAGCGGCGGUUGGGAAUCUUGAGCGCUCUUACAGUAGCAUUGGCUCCACCUACGGUAACUACAUGUGCUCGCUAUGCUUGGCGGGCGCGCCGGGCAUUCCUUUUGAGCAGUUCGAGCACGAACCCAGAUGGGCUUCGACUUUGUUCCAAGCGCGGCCAUGGUCAUCCAGGCCAUACUUGACCAAUGUGCACUUUGAUGAGAGCAAACCUGAACACUUGCUGAAGCUAGAUGCUUUCCAUCUGUGGAAAGUAGGGCUUGGAAGGGAUUUGGUUGGCAGCGCUGUAGUUAUUUUUUGCCGCAUUGGCCUGUUUGACUCAGAAGGUGAUGCUCUUGAUAUUGAUAGCAGGUUAGAGCGGGCCCACUCAAGCUUCCGUUUGUGGUCCUUGACCAACCACAAGUCACCCGGACUUCGCUCGUUCAAGAAAGCGUUUUUCUCGAUGAAAACAUUCGCUGAUAGCCCAUGGGCCAACUGCAAAGGAUCGGAUUGCGUGCUUCUGACGCAAUGGCUUCGCUGGUUUGUCAGCUUGCACCUGGCUGUUCCGACGGAUGUGUCCAGAGAGUACGAGCGUCUUCUCAAGUUGUUCAAGCACACGGCAGAUCAGUCCCUCGAUGUGUUCAAAGUUCUUUACGGGCAUGCGCUUUGGAUGAGCAGAACUUGCUCCAAGCACCUCUAUGCUCGGUUGUUUCUCUUGCUGCGAGGGUACAAGCUGCUGGCUGCAGAGGCACUGGCCAUGAACAUGGCUGGUUGGGCCUUGAAGCCAAAGAUGCACGCUUUGGCACACUUGGCGCAUGAAGUGAGGCAUCAGUUGCAGAAGGGCAAUGCACUGAUCUUGAAUCCUUUGUGCUGGGGGUGCGAACAGAACGAGGACACGAUGGGACAUGUUUCUCGGCUGGCCAGGAAGGUGAGUGUGCGUACGAUCACACAGCGUGUUCUGUGCCGAUACUUCCUGAAGAAGCGUGCCCUGUUGCGACGCAUGAGGAGGAACGCUUGA